Messenger RNA from Entamoeba histolytica HM-1:IMSS, 2751 nucleotides. RefSeq lists its product as uncharacterized. NCBI's taxonomy places the organism in Eukaryota, Evosea, Mastigamoebida, Endamoebidae. The transcript has a single exon. The record is from RefSeq and is a predicted model, not a curated record. The coding region runs from base 1 to 2751 and encodes 916 amino acids.
AUGAUUAUUGACAUUGGAGGUGAAAAGACAAAAAUGGGUAUUUAUGGGGAGGUAAGAAAUAAUUUUCGUGUUAUUGAAUCAAAACAAGGUAAACAAGAAAUCCCUUCUGUCAUUGCAUUAAAUGACCAAGGUGAUAUUCAAUUUGGUGAAAAUGGGGAAAGAGUUAUGGGAAAUAAAGGAUAUGUAUCAAUAAAAUAUCCAAUGCUUAUAAAUUCUAUUACACAAAAGUUAAAUGAACAACAUAAAUCAAAAAGAUUUGAAUGGAUAUUUAGAGAUGGAGAUGGGUUAAGUGUGUUGGAAGAUGAUCCAUUAAAAAUAAAAAUUGGAGGAAUUACUGCAUCAUAUGGAUUUCUUAUAUCAGCUUAUAUUGAUGAAUUAAUUGAUCACAUAGAUAUUAAAGAAGGAAAUAUCAAAACUGAUUAUCCAUCUGUCUUUAGCAUUCCAAGUUUUUUCAACAAUAAACAACUUGACAUAUUAUAUAAUAGUAUGACUGCACUUACAACUGAAAUAGAUGACCAACAAGAUGCUGUUGUUGGUGAUGAUAUACCAAAAGAAGAUGUGAAAGAUAUUGAUGGAGAAAUUCAAGAAUUACAAAAUGAAGUUUCUCAAUUAGAUGAUGAUAAAUUUAUUCAACGAAAAAAAGAAACAAAAAAGAAAAAUACAGUAAAGACGAAUAAAAAGAAGAAUAAAAAAAGAGUUAAAGGUUUAAAAAAAUCAAAAGCAGAUACCCAAGAAGAAGAAUUUCAAUUAGAAGAUACCCAAGAAGAAGAAUUUCAAUUAGAAGAUGAUAUUAAUACUUUAAAGGAGGAUGAAUUAAAAGAAGACACAAAUAAUAAUUUUGAACCAGUUGAAAAUAAAUUAAUUAAAAAGUUGAAAGAAACAACACUCUUUGUUUCCAAUCAUGUUAUUCAUGCACUUGCAUACUACUCCACUGAAAAUAAUGAAAUUAUUAAUCCAACAAAUAAACCAAUUAUUGUCAUUGAAUUUGGUGCUUCAUAUUGUCGUGCAACUAAAUUUAUUAUUAAAGGAAAGAAAACAAUUAAACUUCUUCAACAUGAAGUUGAUUUUAAUAUUAAUACUCGUAAAUUAAAUCACAAUGUAUUUUUAAUGGUACUAAAGAAAUUUGUUAAUACAGAAGAAGUAGUUAAUAAAAUUAAAAGUAUGGCACCACACCAACUUGCAGAAUUAUGGAAAGGUAUUGAUGAAAUGAGAAUUAAAUUAUCUGCUAACGAACAACUAAUUACUGAAUUUAUGAACCAAAAAAUUAUUCUUGAACAAAAUGAAUUUAAUCUACUUUUAAGAGAAGAAAUGCAUGAAUUAACUCAAAUGUUACUUUCUAUGAAAAGUAAAGACCAAGAUGAUCUUGUUUAUCUUACAGGUGGGUUAAGUUAUACUCCAAUAUUAAAAGAAAAAGUGAAAGAUAUAUUUGGUCCUUAUUCUUCGAAGAUUGGUAGCAAACAAAUGUUAGAAGGAAUGAAAUUGUUUGGUAUGAUGCAUCCUAUUAAUGGUGCAAUAACAUCUGCAAGUAAUUUACCUUAUAUAGAAGACAUUCUACCAUUUGGAUUAUAUAUUAAAAUUGAUGAUCAACAAAUUGAAUUAUUCAAAAAAAAUCAUCAAUUUGAAGAUGGAAAUGAAGAAAAUAUUGAUAUUGACCCCAAAGGUGCUAAAUAUAUUGAAUUAUGUACAUACCCAGUUAGUGAGAAUGAAUAUGAUUCUGAUAAUUGUUUUGAUAUGUAUGAAGUUGAAGGUAAAAUACAUAUAAAAGUAGUUUCGUUGAGUGAAGGUUUUAUUGAAAGUAUUGUUGCUAGUGGUGGAAUUAAACGAGUAAAUAAAGAGAGAGAAGACUUAAUUUCAUUAAUAAGAAAAAGAAGAACAAACAAUGAAAUAGUACAAAAACAAAUUAUGAAAAAGGUAGAAUAUCAAACUUUGCUGAUGACAUAUCGUGACAAUAAAGUAUGUAAAAAAGAUAAAGCAUUUAUGGAAUUUAUUUAUUCAGAAUUAGAUUUACUUGACGAUGAAAAAUUAUAUCCUUUAGAUGAAAUUGAAACCAAAAUAAAAGAGGCACAACGUUUAUAUGAAGAACUCCUUCAUGGAAACCCAAAUAAAGAAACAAUAGAUCAAGACUUAAAAGAAGAUGAAGAAGAAGAAACUAAAAAAAAAGAAAAAUUGUUAAAUAAUGAACUAAAAUCGGAUAAAGAAGAGUUGAAUCAAAAAAACAUUGAAAAUAACGAAGAAAAAGACAAUGAUAAUGAAAUUGAAGAAAGACAAGAAAAAGAUAAUAAUAAGAGAAAAAGACCAAAUGAAGAAGAAAAAGAAAGAAUUAGAAAAAUAAAAGAAGAAUGGAAAAAACAUUUAAAUGAAAAAGAUAAUCAAAAACAACAACAACAAAAAAAUCCAGAGAAACAUGAAGAAGACAAAUUAUUAAUUACAGCUAAAGAUGUCACAAAUAAUCUCAAAGAUAAAUUACACAAAAAAGGUAUUCAAGAUAAUACACUAAAUGAUUUAAUUAAUAAAAUUGAGAAAAAAAUAAAUGAUAAAACAUUAACUAACAAUGAAUUCUUAGAGUAUUUUGAAAAUAUAAAAAAACAACUUAUGAUAGAUUCUACUAAACAAUCAGUAUUAUCAAAUUAUUUCAUAAAUCCAAUAGUUAUUUUAUUAUGUUGUUUCUUGAUUGGGACAAUUAUUCUUUUCUUUAUUAAGUCAAGGAGAAAACAAAAUGAAGUUGAAUUAGAAGAUAUUAGAGAACGAUGA